Molecule: messenger RNA, 1665 nt
Organism: Colletotrichum karsti
Lineage: Eukaryota; Fungi; Ascomycota; Sordariomycetes; Glomerellales; Glomerellaceae
Exons: 3
Coding region: 1-1665 (554 amino acids)
Source: RefSeq, a predicted model, not a curated record
AUGGCUACACUGCAAGAGCGUAUCCAACCAGCCUUGGACGUCAGAGACGCCUCUCUUGAACCGACAGCCAUUCUCUCGAAGUCAAAGCGACUGCCCCUAAAUGUCAUCUCCAUCCCGAGAGCAUGUGGUCUUCUCUCAAAGUUGGAGCUUGAUUUGACAGAAAGCUACGACGCCACCGCCUUACUUCAGAAGUUGGCUUUAGGAGAAGUCAGCUCAGUGACUCUUUUGACGGCGUUCAGAAAGAGGGCAACCAUUGCCCAACAAUGCACGAACUGCCUGACGGAACUAAUACCCGAAGCCCUGAACGAUGCCAGAGCCUGUGACGACUACUUCAGCAAGACAGGCAAGCUCAUCGGGCCUUUGCAUGGCCUUCCCGUUUCUGUGAAGGAACAAAUUGCGGUCCGGGGUCUACGCACCAACGCGGGCUUCGUUGCCUGGGUGAACAAUGUCGUCGAUGAGGACUCCGACAUUGUUAGGAGCUUGAAAAAGCUCGGAGCCGUUGUAUUCGCCCGCACGAAUCAGCCGCAGUCACUGAUGCAUCUUGAAACGUCCAACAACAUCUAUGGUGCCACUGUCCACCCUGAGAAUCGGAACCUCACCGCAGGCGGCAGCACGGGGGGAGAGGCGGCCUUGAUGGCUAUGGGAGGCACUCCACUCGGUAUCGGCGGCGACAUUGGCGGCUCGAUCCGGGUUCCGGCGGCUUAUAACGGCAUCUAUGGCUUUCUUCCUACUCCCGGAAGGAUCAGUGGAGAAGGAGUCGUCAUCCCUACGCCGGGAUCAGACGCAAUCUCAGGCACGCUGGGCCCCUUUGCCAGAUCUCUACGUGAUAUCGAGCUGUUCUGCACAGCUUACUCGUCCGCUUUUCCGUGGGUGGAAGAUCGAUCUCUCAUUCCCGGCGACAUCCUGAGCCCGAGUCUUGGUAGACAGCUCAGCCAAGACCGACGUCUUCGCGUUGGCUUCAUGUUCGACAACGGCGUCGUCUCGCCGCUUCCGCCUGUCCAUCGUGUUCUGAGUAGUGUGAGCCAGCGUCUCAUGAACAGCGCAGACAUUGAGCUCGUACCAUUCGUACCAUGGGACCACGCCAAGGCAUGGUCCAUCAUAGCGGCCAAUUAUUUCGAAGACACCGGCGAGGACAUCCGCAAGAAAUGUGCAGAAGGUGACGAGCCCCUCGAACCAUUGACUGAAUGGAUUCUUGAGCAAUGCGAACACAGCACGCUUGCCGUUGGGAAGACCCUGCAAGAACGCAAAGCCGCGAGAGACGCCUAUCGAAGGGCCUACGCAACCCACUGGAAUAAGUCUGGUAUCGAUGUUUUGGUGUCCCCAGUCACUCCUGGAACGGCACCGCCACUUGGGACGAGCAAGUACUGGGCCUACACUGCGGUAUGGAAUCUGCUUUCAUACCCCGCCAUCGCCAUACCUGCGAGCAAGCUUGUAGGCGAGGCAAACCACGCCAAAGACUUGGAAGCAGAGACAUAUGUCCCCAAAAACGACAUCGAGACACAUCUAUUGAAAGGCUAUUCCGCUGAAACGUCGGCGGGUAUGCCUGUUGGAGUUCAGGUGGUGGCUCCGAGGCUGCAUGAGAGCAUGUUGAUUAAGGCUUCUUACAUCAUCGAGGAGGCUUUGAAGGCCAGCGAAUUGUCUGAAAUCUUGAAGAGCAAGAUGUGA